Messenger RNA from Galeopterus variegatus (Sunda flying lemur), 517 nucleotides. RefSeq names its product UDP-glucuronosyltransferase 2B4-like. The annotation marks the transcript as partial. The transcript has a single exon. Gene Ontology annotation, molecular function: UDP-glycosyltransferase activity. Lineage: Eukaryota; Metazoa; Chordata; Mammalia; Dermoptera; Cynocephalidae. The record is from RefSeq and is a predicted model, not a curated record.
UCAGCUUUAAAAUUUGAAGUUUAUCCUACAUUUUUAACUAAAGAUGAUUUUGAGGGUUUGUUUACACGAUGGAUCAAAAAAUGGAUUUAUGAUUUUCCAAAAGAUACAUUUUUUUCUUAUUUCUCACAAUUACAAGAAGCCGUGAUGGAAUUUACUGACUGCAUUUUUAAUCUCUGCAAAGAGGUAGUUUCGAACAAAAAACUUAUGACAAAACUACAAGAUUCAAGAUUUGAUGUCAUUGUUGCAGAUGCCAUUGGUCCCUGUGGUGAGCUGCUGGCUGAGCUGCUUCAAAUACCCUUUGUGUACACUCUGCGCUUCUCUCCUGGAUACACAUUUGAAAAGUAUAGUGGAGGACUUCUGAUCCCUCCUUCCUAUGUAGCUGUAAUUUUGUCAGAAUUAAGUGGUGAAAUGACAUUCGUGGAGAGAGUGAAAAAUAUGAUAUAUGUGCUUUAUUUUGACUUUUGGUUCCAACUAUUUAACGCGAAGAAAUGGGAUCAGUUUUACAGUGAAGUACUAG